AUGGACGCCUCCUCCCUCCGCAUCUCCAAGUUCGAUGGAACUAACUUCCACGCCUGGAAGUUCAAGAUGCAGAUGGUGCUGGAGGAACGGGACCUAUGGGAGGUCGUCAGCGGUGAGAUCAAGGCGGAACAGUGCGAGACUCAGUUGGACCAAGCGACGUACAAGAGGAAGUCAAGAAAGGCGAUGGCAGUGAUCUGUCUAGCCAUGGAAGAUUCCCAGCUACCGUUGGUCCGGUCGGCAAGUGGUGCAUGCGACGCAUGGUCAAGGUUGGAAGACCACUUCGAGAAGAAGAGUCUUGCCAACAAGCUGUUCUUGCGCCGUCGCUUCUUCACGACAAUGAUGGAAGAAGGCGACGAUGUGCUCGAACACAUCAACAAGCUCAAGACGCUGGCGGAACAGCUAGAAGCGGUGGGGGCUCCAGUCUGCGAGGACGAUCUGGUGAUCACACUCCUCGGCAGCCUGAGUGACUCGUAUCAAUUCUUGAUCACAGCUUUGGAGUCGCGCUCAGACACUCUUAGCUGGGAGCUCGUGACGUCUCGACUGCUUCAUGAAGAAAUGAAGCGGAAGGAGCAAGGAAGUAAAGGUGAUGAAGCUUCGCAAGGUCAAGCGUUCAUCACAAGGGACAAUCAGCGCAAAGGGCGACCAGUGAAGAAGUCCUGGCCGUGCCACAAUUGCGGAAAGAUUGGUCACUGGAUGGCGGAGUGCCCCUCGCGCAUCCAAGAAAACACGGAGAGACACCGGCCACAGCGUGCUCAAGACAGCGGCGACCGCUAUCGAUCACAACGUGCAAACGUCGCUCAAGAAGAAGACUCGGGCGACUACCUCUUUUCGAUCGGUGAAACGACAUCUGCGAAAUCGAGCGACAUCUGGCUGGUCGACUCCGGGGCGACGCAGCACAUGACGUGCUCCAAGAAGUUCAUGCGGAACUACAAGGGGUUUGACGCUGUGGAUGUCCAUCUCGCGGAUGAUGGAAUCGUCCAAGCAAUCGGCAGUGGGGACAUUGUCAUGUCAAUGAAGACACCCCAAGGGAUGAAGAAAGGUGUGCUCACAAACGUGUGGCACAUCCCAAAGUUAUCCAGAAACCUGUUCUCGGUCGGCCGCUUCACCAAGGAUGUCGGCCCAGUGACGUUCACGAAGGAUGGGUGCUAUGGAGAAGCGAAAGGGACCAAGUGGAAAAUUGGUGCCCGUGAAGGUAAAGGACUGUUCAAGCUGCAAAUGACUCCAGUGGCGCCGGAACAAGCAAAUGCAGCCAAGUCGUCGGGAUGUCAAGGGGGCACCAAGUCGUACCUCUGGCACCUUCGGCUUGGCCACAUAGGUCACGAUGGACUCAAUUGCAUCGUGACGAAGAACAUUGGAAUUGGCAUCGACAUAUCUUCGGUGAAGAAGUGGGACGUGUGUGAAGGUUGUGCUCUGGGAAAACAGACUCGAGUGCGCUUCCAAUCAAACACUACAGCUCACACCUCCAAACUCCUCGAAGUGAUUCACAGCGACGUAUGCGGACCGAUGUCGAUGGCAACUUUCAGUGGAAAACGGUACUUCGUGACAUUCAUUGAUGACAAGUCAAGAUACUGUGUCGUCUAUCUGCUCAAGAGCAAAUCUGAAGUUGCGGCGAAGUUCAUGGAAUACGCUGCGAUGGCCGAAACGCAAACCGGAAAGCGCGUGAAGUACCUUCAAAGCGACAAUGGGGGUGAAUACAAGUCCGACAAGCUGGCACGAUUCUGCGCGGAACGGGGAAUACAACAAAGGUUCACACCCCCAUAUACUCCUCAGCUAAACGGAGUAGCUGAGAGAAUGAAUCGCACGCUGGUCGAGUGUGCGCGUUGCAUGAUGGAACACGCUGGACUGGGAAAGAGCUACUGGGGUGAAGCAGUGAUGACGGCGAUGUUUCUUCGAAACCGCUGUCCAACACGUGCCAUUCACCAAGACAAGUCUCCAUAUCAAGUGUGGACGAUGAAGAAACCGAUUCUGGCCAACCUUAAAGUGUUUGGAUGCCACGCGUAUGUUCAAGUGCCUCAAGACAAACGCGCGAAGUUCGACUCCAAGUCAUCACUCUGUCGUUUCCUGGGAUACGCCGAACACCAGAAGUCAUAUCGAUUUGAGGAAGUGUCAACAGGAGCGAUCAAGAUCAGUCGCGAUGCCACAUUCAUGGAAGACAAGUUUGAUGAAGGUCCGCGCAACUACAACGAUGAGUCAAGUGUCGUUGAGUUUGGUGAUCAUGAUGAGGACGAAGAAAAAGAAGAAGGUAAAACUGACGACGACAUGGACUCGAGCGACGAUGACAACGAAGACACCAGGUCUUCGAAGAGCAACAUCAAGAGACACACGCGCACUCAAUCACUUGAGAAAGCUACCGUCAUUCCAAGUCCCAAGCGAAGAACAUACAGAGGUCCGUCGCUUGAGCAUGUGUCAGCGGCUGCAAUGGAUUUUGAAGCAGCCUACAUCGUUGAUUCAGUGGGGGAAACGCCGACUACAUUCAAGUCGGCGAUGGAAUCAAGCGACUCCGGCAAGUGGAAAGAAGCGUGUGACUCGGAGUUCGAUUCGCUUCAGAGAAACGACACGUGGGAAAUCGUGCCUCUUCCGAAAGGUCGCAAGGCCAUCGGGUGCCGAUGGGUUUUUCGUGUAAAGGAGAAUCAAGAUGGCGAAGUUGAACGUUUCAAGGCAAGACUUGUGGCCAAAGGAUUCUCACAGAAAUUCGGAGUUGACUAUGAAGAAACUUUCGCACCGGUGGCCAAGUUCACAUCGAUUCGUGUGGUGCUCAGUAUGGCGGCUAAGUACGGCCUAAUGCUACAUCAGAUGGACGUCAAGACAGCGUUUCUUAACGGCUCCCUCAACGAAGACAUCUACAUGGACCAGCCGGACGGAUACCUGGAUGCAACACAGCCGGACUAUGUGUGCAAGCUAAAGAGAUCACUCUACGGCUUGAAGCAAUCGCCUCGCAUGUGGAACCAAACAAAAAAUGGGUGGUUUUUUUGGAAAGGGGGGAUAAAAAGAGGGCCACCCGCCCCCCCCCUCCACCACAACCGACCCCCCCAACAACAGGUUUUUGGGGGGGUCUACGUCGAUGAUCUCAUCCUGGCCAGCAGCAACAACGAACUCCUCAAGUCAACCAAGAUGGCGCUGAGCAAACGCUUCGAAAUGACGGAUCUCGGUGAGCUCGAUUACUUUCUCGGCAUGGAGAUCAAGAACGACCGUAAGACGGGAAUGGUGACUGUACAACAAACCAAGUUUUUCAAGUCCGUGUUAACCAAGUUCGGAAUGGAUAACAGCAAGCCAGUGAAGACGCCUCAAGAUCCCGGCCUGAAGCUAACCAAGAACAUGUGUGAACAAGAAUGCAAGCACGAAGACACCAUGUGCAACGUGCCAUAUCGAAGUGCUGUCGGAGGCAUCAUGUAUCUCAUGGUCGCCACACGUCCGGAUCUAGCUGCUGCAGUGGGAUCAUUAUCCCAGUUCUCGUCCGACCCAUGCCCGACUCACUGGCAAGCUUUGAAGCGUGUGCUGAGAUACCUGCAAGCAACGCCCAAUCAUGGUCUUGAGUUUACACGUGAAGAAGGAAGCCGUAUCUGCGGGUACACCGACGCAGACUGGGCCGGCGACAUUGAGUCAAGACGAAGUACAAGCGGCUAUGUGUUCAUGAUGAGCGGAGGAUGCAUCAGCUGGAAAAGCCAGAAACAACGGACGGUCACGCUAUCUUCAACAGAAGCAGAAUACAUGGCGCUUUCCGAAGCAACCAAAGAAGCAGUAUGGCUCAAAGUGCUUUUGGGGAACUUGGUGAGAUGA
Molecule: messenger RNA, 3777 nt
Organism: Peronospora matthiolae
Lineage: Eukaryota; Oomycota; Peronosporomycetes; Peronosporales; Peronosporaceae
Source: the annotation of a GenBank genome assembly